Messenger RNA from Fimicolochytrium jonesii, 5058 nucleotides. RefSeq lists its product as uncharacterized. Bases 1 to 5058 code for a protein of 1685 amino acids. The record is from RefSeq and is a predicted model, not a curated record. Gene Ontology annotation, cellular component: nuclear pore. Gene Ontology annotation, molecular function: structural constituent of nuclear pore; protein binding. The transcript has 12 exons. Gene Ontology annotation, biological process: RNA export from nucleus; protein import into nucleus. NCBI's taxonomy places the organism in Eukaryota, Fungi, Chytridiomycota, Chytridiomycetes, Spizellomycetales, Powellomycetaceae.
AUGGCCAGCGAUAAUGUGAAGUCGUCCGACCAAGAUCCAGUGGAUUGGGAGUCCUUGCAAUUGAAGCCACUGCAAGUAGAAGCGAAGCUUUCCGUGUCUGACAAGCUCAAAGUCCUGUCCGAAGUCUCCUUACUUGCAGUUUCCACGCAAUACGGGUUCGCAAUACUCGGGACUACCAAAGGUUUCGCAUAUACCACACUGAGCGGUGUGCGACAGACGCUGACGAGCUCAAAGAAGGGCACAGUCGUCCCGCUAGCAAAUGUGGUGCACGUGCCGCUUGACGAAGUUGUUGUCAACGUUAAGCUUUCUGCGGACGAGCUAUCUAUCCUGAUCUGCACUGCAAGUGGGAAGCUUCACGUCUAUGAUCCUCGUCACGUAGCUCAGAACAAAACCCAAAGCUCGAAAACCAUCUCUCUGCGCAAUGUGCUCAAUAUCCUGCCGAACCCAAGAGAGCUACCACACCUCGUGGCUGUAUUGUGUUCUGACGGCCAGGGGCAGAUUGUCGAUAUCAAAGGGUCGGCAAAGCCCGGGGAACUUUCCGCCUAUCGCAUCACAAGCAUGUGCUGGAGCAAGAAGGGAAAGCAGCUUGCAUGCGGACUGCAGGAUGGCACAAUCGUCCAAGUCACGCCGGAAGGAUCGGAGAAGAAGCGUAUUGGUGUCCCGCCGAACCUAGACUUUAGCGCCUCAGUCUCUUCCAUUCUAUGGAUCGACACCACAACGUUCGUGCUUGCCUAUUCACCGAGCAAUCCGGACGACUCCUCAAUAUCACCGCUGUACACAAUCACACAUGAAGGACCUUCGAAAAACCUCACGUACACUCAAUUAGGCGAUCCAUUUUUCCCCGAACCCGAUCGCAAAAGCUUCUAUUACAAUGAGUGUAUCAGCCCCUUGUCUGAACAGAUCCGCCACCUAAUAAUAUGCGGAAACGCUCACACUACGGAUCUCGCUUUCCUUGGUUGCGACGACACGGGGAAAUGGGCGAACUGGAUGUUGGAAGACGGGAUGGGAGUCUCGAUGCCUUUGGAUGAAAAUGAACAGAAUACAUUUGUCGUCGGCAUGGCGAUCGAUUUCACGAGCCAGGAAAGUUUACUACCGCCUACGCCUGACGAACCGCCGAUCAACCCUGUGCCUAUUCUGCUCGUUUACACAAGCCAGGGGCAUCUACUUGCCUAUCAUUGUGUGGAUGCUCAGGCGGUGAAAACCAAAUAUGUUUGUCCCUUGAUGAAGGCAGCACAACCACUUCCAGGCGGCGCAACUCCUCUCCCAGCACCUCAGUCGAUACCGUCAGCGCCUGCCCCCGUGCAGAAAAGUGCCCCUCCAAAGGCAGCUGCUCCCUUUACAGCACCCGCAGCAUCCUUUGCCGCACCAGUUGCGCCCAUUGCGGCACGUCCUGCUCCGUUCGCAGCGUCUACUCCAACUUUUGGAACGUCCACAUCUGCAGCGCCAAAGCCUUCCGUUGCCACGCCACCGCCGCCAAGAUCUCUUCCAACCGCUUCAGUAUCGCCUGUUCCAUCGUUACAAGGGGUCUUGCAAAGCAAACAGCCGGGGAUGUCAGCAUUGCCACCGUCAACCGCGACUAUAAGCACCGCAGAACCCAGGAACGAUGACACCCCGGAGAUCAUACAAAGCAAAUUUGGUGAGCUCUAUAUCUCCUUUUCGGCAGAGAUGGACAGGUUCAAGGCCCGGGUUGAUGGCAGUGCAGAGGUGGUUGCCAAGGCCAAAACUCGAGAGCGCACCUUCGACGAGUCGGACCCUGACAGCUGGACUAUGGUUGACCUCCCUUCUCUCGUGGAGAAAACGGAACAAUUGGCGAACAAAGCGCAGCAUUAUCAGGCUCAAUUAACUGACCUCAACCACAGAACCCAGGGGUUCUUGGAUAGUCUGCCACAAAUGGAUUCGUUAUUGGAGGAUUGCAGCCGGCGUAUCAGCAAACUGGGAAAGACCGACUCGGACGACAGCACCCAGGAUGUACCUCUCGGGCCUGAGGAUGGAGAAAUGAGAUUGAGCAUUCUCAAUCGCGCUCGGGUAGUAGAGAUGAGUCUGAACUCCAUAUCUGAACACCUUCGCCGCUUACAGCUCACAGCGGUGGAGACUGAACAGAGGAAGUCACUGAAACAGGCGGAUUGGACGAGCAUCUGUAGUGUAGCGAACACCGUCACGCGCGGUACCGAGACCCACCUACGAGUUCUCAGCUCGUUGAUGGAGCAGCUUCAACCAUUGCAGCCGAAGCCAGUCACGUCAUUCCUUACACCCGGGCAGAGCACUUCUUCGACAACCAGCCGUACGAAGCGAUCAGGCUUUGGCUUGGACGACGGAGAUGAGGACGAUGAGGGCUGCACGGAGCAGAAUUCGGGGCCUUCGAAUACAUCGGCUUCGUUGUCGAACGUACGACGGUGGCUCAAGUCCGCAGCACUGGCUAGUAAAGGUGAUCUGAAGAUCAACAAAGCUGCACAAGGUCGGGACGACAUGCAGUUCAAGGAUCCUGAAGCAUUCGCUAAAGCUAGGCAGGCCAUGAUUUUACCUCCUGGGAAACCGGCAACGCCGUCGAAAAGUAAGUGGGCACCUCCAAGCAGCGCACAGGAGGCCGUUUCUGUUAUCAACAAGGAGUUCAAUCUCUCUACUGAACCGGCGCCUGUUUCGCCUGCCGUGCCGAAGUUGGGUGAAAGCCGGGCAACCGAUCCUGCGAGUUCCGCAGUCCCUGUUGUAGCUGCGGAACCUCCCAAGCCGAAACCGUUUUCCUUCUCAAGCCCAGGCUUCGGCGCUGGCCAGUCGAUGUUUGGCGCCACGGCGAAUCCCGCAGUCCCAGCAGCCAAUCGCGCUGGCCCACCGUUCUCGGCGGCACCCUCUACAGUUGAGGAGAAGCCAAAGCAAGCGAGCUUUGUCAUGAGUACGCCAUUUUCUGGCUUCGCCGGUUUCACGCCUCCAUCGAAGCCUAUCGGGGCUAGUUCCGCCUUUGGAGUCCCAGGGACUGUUGAAUCUUCUGCUAAACCUACUGCAAGGAAACUUUCUUUCAGCUCGACGCCUGGAGCUACGACACGUGCGCAACGCUCUUCGUCAGUGGCGAGCUCGGAAUCUGGAUGGGAACAUGUAAAGAAGGACGAGGACGAUGUGAUUGUUGGCAGUGUUGGUUCGGAAAGCCCUGAGCAGGGGACAGCGCAAAGUACUCAGAACGCGCCGGAGUGCGUCUCGGAGCUGUCGGAAAGCGAAGAUGAGACCGAUGCCGGCGAUGGGUCGUUCAUUAAGACGGACAUUCGGGAAGAAGAUACGGGCCGGCCCCAAGGGAGCGAUGAAGGAUUGAGCGGAAGGGAGUCGGACGGCGAGGAGCGCGAAGAGGGCGAGUUCUCGCCCGAGCCGGCUGCUCCCUCGUCGCAAUUCAAUGAGUCCAGGAAUGAGGAGAUCGAAGAAAUCGAAUAUUCGGCCGAACCAGCGACGUCAUUGUCGCAAGCUGACGAGUCCGGACGGGAACCCGCUCCGCCAUACACGCUGGAAGACAACAAUGAGGAAAACGGCAGCGAGCCCUCCACACCCGAAGUGCAAGCGGCAAGUGUUAGCGAGGAUCAUUCGGAAACCAGCAAUGCAAAGGAGGAACCAGUUGAGACCACUGCCUCUGAUGGAAUAGCGGAUCACACCACUGAUGAGGCUAGUGUGCAUGGACAACAACCACCUACACCCAGCGAUGAUGAGAACGCCUUCCCUGGAGCACCUGUCAAGUCGCCUGUUAGUCCUCCUACCCCACCUACGCCCACAGAGCCAGCAGUCGCCAAUGACCCCGUAGAAAAACCGGUGACUCAAGCACAGGAAGCUGCGAGCGAACAACGCAUUGAGGAGCAGGUUGAUAGCCGCGAAUCGAACAGCGUUCCAGCGGAGGGCGUCACAAGCGACGUGCCAAAAGACGGAGCUAAUUCGCCACCGACUGAGGGAACUUCGACCGACCAGGGUGGCAACGCUGAAGAGGUUCUGAAGUCGGAUCAAGAGGACAUUGCUCCACCGGAGGAGCAGGCAGACACGAUGGAUGCCGAUACGGGGGAUAACACCGGCACAAUGGAUCUUUCCAAUACGUUUGGAUCCGCGUUUGGAUCCUUGGGUGGCCCUGGAGCGAGCGCUUUCGCGGCGAGUCCGUUCGGCCAGGUUUCUUCGUCCGCAUCACCAUUCGGUAAUCCCUCAACUCCAACACCCGCACCUGCAUCGGCCUUGUCAUUUUCGACUCCAGCGGCCCCGCCUUCGUUUGGGACUCCAGUAAGCCGACCAUUUACUGGAGCCGGUGCACCCGCUGGUGCGGGUGGACCAACCCCGGGUUUCGGUCAGUCUCCCUUUGGCGUGGCAGCCCCCGCAACACCAUUCGGCAGUCGCGUGUCGUCUAUGGCUAGCGCUGUGGGUGUUUCGUUCGGGUCCAGUUUGACACCUGGAGGCCCAUCGAGCUUUGGAAAUUCCGCUUUCGGCUCAGCCGCUGCUUCCGGACCGACAGCUAUUGCGUUCGGUUCCCCAAUCGCUGCGAUGAGCGCCAAUUUGGGCUCGCUCAGCUCAACAGCUGAGAGCAUCAAGCAAGCUGGCUCAUCUGGAGGAGGCUUCGGAUCGUAUGCAUCAAAGUCGACUGGAUUUGCUGGCUUUGCAAGCGGUGGGACACCAACGGGCUUUGGAGGAUUUGGCAGCGCCCAACCAGCGCAACCGAGUGGAUUUGGGGCCUUCGGUAGCCAGCAAGCACCUCAGCCUGCUGCUCAAGCAUUCGGCGCCCAACCAACGGCAUUCGGUAGUUCCGGCUUUGGUCAACCGGCUUCUCAGCAAGCCCCAGCUUUCGGUGGAUUCGGAGCUAGUCAGCCGCAGCAGCCAAGCUCGGGCUUUGGAGGAUUCGGAGGAAGCGCUUUCGGCGGAGCUACGCAGCAACCGCAAGCCGGUACUGUGUUUGGAGGCGCACCAGCAAUGUCGCCAUUUGGACAAGUGGCAGCGACAAACCCCCAGAGCUCUAUAUUUGGACAAGCACCCGCGCCCAACACGGGAGGCAUGUUCGGCAGUACGAGCAGCAAGCCCGAUUUCUCAAAGUUCGGUGGACAUCGCGGAUAA